Rhodamnia argentea is the source of this 3467-nucleotide messenger RNA. Its product is annotated as lysine-specific demethylase JMJ25. Lineage: Eukaryota; Viridiplantae; Streptophyta; Magnoliopsida; Myrtales; Myrtaceae. Gene Ontology annotation, cellular component: histone deacetylase complex; chromatin. The coding region runs from base 198 to 3119 and encodes 973 amino acids. Gene Ontology annotation, biological process: regulation of transcription by RNA polymerase II. The transcript has 13 exons. Gene Ontology annotation, molecular function: histone H3K9 demethylase activity; transcription coregulator activity; chromatin DNA binding. The record is from RefSeq and is a predicted model, not a curated record.
ACACACUGUAUCUGAAUCUCUGCUUCUUUUCUCUCCCAGAAUAAAUACCCACCUCAUAUGCUUAAAACCCUUUCCUUCGUCACCCACAAAAGCGCAAAACCCACCUCCUGGGUCUGCUGAUUUUCGGCCAGAGAUCACAAGAUUUCCCGGAAAAAUCCCCUUUUUUUUUCCGGGAAAAUUCGAUUGACGGUCUGGCAAUGAAGGCAGACGAGGCUCUGCCGGACCAUUUGCGGUGCAACCGGACUGACGGCCGUCAAUGGCGGUGCAAUCGCCCGGUCAUGGAGGACAAGAAGCUCUGCGAGAUUCACUACCUGCAGGGCAAGCACCGCCAGCACAAGGAAAAAGUGCCCGAGUCGCUCAAGAUCCAGAGGGGUACUGGGAAAUCGGAAGGCAAGGUCCCUCCGCUCCACAAUCUCAAAAUUAGGGCUCAGAAGAUCGAGAAGCCGGGUAAGCGGGCGGUGAGGCUGAAGAGGAAGAAUUUGGCGAGGGAGCUGGUGAGGAUUGUGGUGAAGAGAGAGGCGGAGAAGCGGCGCGAGGUGGAGGGGAGUGGCGGCGAGGAUAUGAUGCGGCGUUUGCCCAAUGGCGUUAUGGUGAUUUCACAAUCCGCCGCACGGCGGCAGCAGAGCGGCGGUGGUGCAAACGACAAUGUGGGUUCUCAGUGCGAUGUUAAGGUAGGAGUCGAUGCUAAUGUUGCUCCGAGGAGGCGGUUCCGUUCUAAGAAUCUUGAGCCACUGCCAAUUGGGGCAGUUCAGGUUAUGCCAUAUAAAAGGAAUGUGGAGAAGGUCGGGAGGAAGAAGUGUCACUGGUGUAAGAGCAGCAAUGCCGCGAGUUUGAUCAAGUGUUCGAGUUGUAGAAAGCAUCUCUUUUGCUUGGAGUGCAUCAAAGGGCGGUACUUCGACACACAAGAAGAAGUUAAGAUGGAAUGUCCAGUUUGUCGCAAAACUUGCAGGUGCAAGGUGUGCUUGGCUUACAAAUAUAAGGACAGUGCCUGUCAGGAACUUUCAAGUGAUGACAGUAGAGCUGACAAAAUUUUACAUUCUCAUUACUUGAUCUCUGUUCUUCUUCCUGUACUGAAAGAAAUAAAUCAAGAACGAAGCAUUGAGCUUGAGGUUGAGGCAAAAUUAAAAGGAGUGGAAGUUUCUCAAGUUCAAAUCCAUCAAGCUGAAUGUGGCUUUAAUAAGCAAUAUUACUGCAAUAAUUGCAGAACAUCGAUCCUGGAUCUCCAUAGGAGCUGUUCAAGUUGUUCUAACACUCUUUGCUUAAGUUGUUAUUGGGAUUUCUAUCGAGGUGUUCUACCAAAAGGAGUGAAGUUACCCAACAAUAAACAUGAUAGAAAGAGGAAAGCCUCUGUUCAGGGUCAUAAACAACUUUCUGCAAAGUCAAUAAGCAAACUUGAGCAAAAAUAUGGUGGUAAAUCUCUAACUGUUUCAAUGCCGUUAACCACUUCAAAAGCUUGUAACGGCAAUGAUGUAUCAUGCCCACCAUGGGAGUUUGACUGUUGUGGUAAUGGCCAAUUCAACCUGCAAUCCUUUCUCCCUGUAAACUGGAGUAAAGAGCUAGAGAAAAAGGCUGAAGAAUUUGUUUGCAGCUAUGAUUUACGAGAAAACUUAGAUGGUAAUUUGUGUUGCCCCUUGUGUCAUGGGGAUAAUCAUGAAACUGUAAGCAAGCAGUUGCAACAGGCAGCAACAAGGAGAACUUCGAAUGAUAACUUCCUGUAUUACCCAACCGCAUUGGAAGUUUAUGCUGAUAAGUGCGAGCACUUUCAGAAGCACUGGGUUAGAGGUCAUCCAGUUAUUGUACGUGACAUACUUUGGAGGACAUCAGGUCUUAGUUGGGACCCGGUUGCUAUGUUCUGUACCUACCUUGAGGCUGGCAUUACCAGGUGUGAAAAUGAAAAGGAAGCAUCAAAAGCCAGUCCUUGCCUGGAGUGGUCUGAGGUAGAAAUCAGCAUGAGACAAUCAUUUAUUGGCUCUUUUAGAGGGAAAGCACGUGAAAGUAUUCGACAUGAGAAACUGGAGAUAAAGAGUUGGCUUUCCUCCCGAUAUUUUCGUGAACAAUUUCCUGCUCAUUAUGCUGAAAUUCUCUCUGCAUUACCACUUCAGGAUUACAUGAACCCAGAUCUAGGCCGCUUAAAUCUUGCCACAGUGUUGCCUCUGGAAAAUAUGUCAGCUGAAAUUGGUCCAUAUGUUUAUAUCUCCUAUCGCAGUCCUAAUGAACAUCCCUCUGCACAUUUUGGGUCAAAACUGUGCUAUGACUUGUGUGAUGUGGUUAAUAUUUUGGCGAAUACUACAGAUGAUGUUUCGCCAGACAAAAUUAAUAGAAUCAAAAAGCUGAUGCGGAAGCGCCAGGCUCAGGAUAAAAAGGAGUCAACUGGUGCUCCAAAUGGUGAACUCUUGGGAACUGACAAUGAAAAUUCAAGUGAGGAGCUCGAUGUGAGUAUAGAAGAGAUGCAAAUACGGAAGAAAAUGGCAAGAUUUACUUGGCUGGCGACGGCCUCGGAAGAACCGACUUGUCUAAUUGACCGAGAUAUCGAACAGAAACAAGAUCACAAUAGCACAUCAAUGGAUGAUAUCCAACACGCUAAAGAGCAGAAGCUUUAUGAGAAUCAGACAGAAAGCCAUAACCAUUACAUGAAGAAAGUGGGAAAAUCUUGUGGUGCCCAGUGGGAUGUGUUCCGCAGAGAAGAUGUGCCAAAGCUUGUAGAAUACUUUGGGCGAUACUCUGCUGAAUUCAUGCAGCCGUGUGGAUCUCAGAAGCAUGUUGUCCAUCCAAUUCUGGAUCAGUGUUACUUUCUUGAUGAAUAUCACAAGUUGAGGCUCAAGGAGGAGUUUGAAAUCGAACCCUGGACUUUUGAGCAACACGUUGGCGAGGCUGUCAUUAUUCCUGCCGGGUGCCCCUAUCAAAUUAGAAAUCCCAAGCCUAGUGUAAAUGUAAUUCUGCACUUUGUUUCACCUGAGAGCGCCGCCAAGUGCAUCCAUUUGAUUGACGAACUCCGCCUCCUUCCAGAAGAUCAUGAGGCCGGAGUAGACAAGCUCGAGGUGAAGAAAAUGACUGUAAAUAGUUUGAGCAGAGCAAUUGACGAAAUAUGCGACCUUACAUCCAUAAAGUGUCCUGACUGACGUGGAUUCUCAGGGAUGUUGCCGAGGCUUAGCAGAGUAUCUUGAAAGGAUUCUGGCAUGUUAGGGGAAGUCAUGUGGAAGUGCCAGGUCUUGACCAGAUUGCUUCAUCAAGAUAUUCAGCAUCCCUGGAUUUAUGAUUUGGGCAGAUAGAAGGGCAUGUUUCCUACAGAAAUUUUGAUACCUCUCUCUCUCUCUCUCUCUCUCUCUCUCUGUGUACAGAAGUUCAAAUCAUCAACUGCAUUCAGCAUGUAUAUGUUGGAAAAUCAUUAGUUGGAGAUCAAUUGGUUCGGAAUGUAAAUAGAUUGAGUUGAUUGACCAUUCUAUCAAUAGAUUCUCAGGUACAUAUUG